Messenger RNA from Cucurbita maxima (winter squash), 2832 nucleotides. Its product is annotated as DNA mismatch repair protein MSH5. Gene Ontology annotation, biological process: chiasma assembly; mismatch repair. Lineage: Eukaryota; Viridiplantae; Streptophyta; Magnoliopsida; Cucurbitales; Cucurbitaceae. Bases 182 to 2662 code for a protein of 826 amino acids. Gene Ontology annotation, molecular function: ATP-dependent DNA damage sensor activity; mismatched DNA binding; ATP binding. The transcript is spliced from 35 exons. The record is from RefSeq and is a predicted model, not a curated record. Gene Ontology annotation, cellular component: nucleus.
GCUUUAUUUGGGACAAAUGGAGGAAGUGGACGAAACGGAAGCGGUGCCUCAGGUCGGGUAAAAUUAUAUAGAAGAGAACGGAUGGUGCAUCACGUGGAAUGAAAUUGGAGAGUUUGCCCGUCUUCCAUUAUAUUGAAGUUAUAGCCUCGUUUCAUAUUUACUGACAGUUUUAAAUUGAGAAAUGCUCUUCACUGGUUUAGUAGUUCACCACCUUUCUCACUCUGUUGCCCUUUUUAUUCCCGACUUGAACGACAGAUAUAUAUGGCAUGUGUCAAACAUGGACAGAGCAAGUUUUCUUCUCAGAGUGGGAGUUUCAUACUAUGAUUCUAGCAUCCGUCAGCUUCAUGUGCUGGAUGUUUGGGAAGAUGGCAGCAUGGAAUAUCCUCUGGUUGAUCUAGUGAAAUAUCAAGCAAAGCCCCUAAUGAUAUAUGCUAGCACUAAAAGUGAGGAGUCUUUCUUGGCUGCUUUGCAACGGAGUGACGGGAUAUCUGAGGCUCCCACAGUGAAGCUUGUGAAGAGUUCAAUUUUCAGCUAUGAACAGGCGUGGCACAGAUUGAUAUACCUACGAGUAACAGGAAUGGAUGAUGGAUUAAACAUCAAGGAGAGAAUUUUUUAUCUGAGUUCUAUGAUGGACGUGGGAAGUGAUGUUCAAAUUCGUGCUAGUGGGGGUCUUCUUGCCAUACUGGAAAAUGAAAGGAUCGUGGACACGCUUGAACAAAAGGAACUUGGAACUUCAUUGAUAACGAUUGAUUCUGUCAUAGAAAUUUCUUUAAACAAAUUUUUAAAACUCGAUGCAACAGCUUUGGAAGCAUUGCAGAUAUUUCAAACCGACAAACAUCCAAGCCAUAUGGGCAUUGGAAGAGCAAAAGAAGGGUUCUCUGUAUUUGGCAUGAUGAAUAAGUGUGUGACACCUAUGGGUAGACGCCUCUUGAGAAACUGGUUCCUGAGGCCAUUGGUGGAUCUUGAAAAUUUGAAUAAGCGACUUAAUGCAAUAACGUUCUUUAUUUCUUCUGAGGAAUUGAUGCAUUCUUUACGUGAAACUCUAAAGACUGUCAAGGACAUUCCCCAUAUACUCAAGAAAUUCAAUUCCCCGAGCUCAACAUAUUCUUCUGGUGAUUGGACUUCAUUCUUGAAGAGUGUUUGCUCCCUUCUGCACGUGAAUAAAAUAUUUGAAGUUGGCAUGUCAGAGAAUCUUAGAGACAACAUGAAGCACUUAAAUUUGGACAUUGUUGAGAAGGCCAAUUCGUGCAUUACAACAGAAUUAGCUUAUGUUUAUGAAUUGGUUAUUGGCGUCUUAGAUGUUAGUAGAAGCAAAGAGAAGUCAUAUGAGACAAUUGUGAAGGAGGGUUUUUGUGAUGAGUUGGAUGAGCUGAGGGAAAUCUAUGAGGAAUUGCCUCAAUUUUUGGAGGAGGUUACAUCAAUGGAAGUUGCUCAAUUUCCUCAGUUGUGUAAAAACAAGCUUGACCCCUGUAUAGUCUAUAUACAUCAAAUAGGGUAUUUAUUAAGCAUAUUUGAAGAGAAACUUGAAGAUGGCACGUUAGAGAUCCUACGAGACUUUGAAUUUGCUUUCUCUGAUGUGGAUGGAGAUAUAAAGAGAUACUUUUACCGUAGUCCAAAAACACGAGAAUUGGAUAAUCUACUUGGAGACAUUUAUCACAAAAUUUUAGAAGACAUGGAGAGGGCAAUUAUUAGAGACUUGGUGUCACAUAUACUUGUUUUCUCUCUGCAUCUGCUUAAGGCUGUAGAUUUCGCGGCUGAGCUUGAUUGCUUUUUAUCACUAGCACUGAUUGCUCGUCAAAACAACUAUGUAAGGCCAGUUUUAAGUGCAGAUAGCAUGCUUGAUAUUAAGAAUGGAAGGCACAUUUUGCAGGAAAUGGCUGUCGAUACGUUUAUUCCAAAUGACACGAAGAUUUUUGAUGAUGGAAGAGUUAUUAUCAUUACUGGCCCAAACUAUUCUGGUAAAAGUAUCUACAUAAAACAGGUUGCUCUUAUUGUAUUCUUGUCUCAUAUAGGAAGCUUUGUUCCAGCAGAUGCUGCAACCGUGGGUUUGACUGAUAGAAUAUUUUGUGCUAUGGGAAGCAAGCAUAUGACUGCAGAACAAUCAACUUUUAUGAUUGACUUACUUCAAGUUGGGAUGAUGCUCAGGCAGGCGACGUGCCAAUCUUUGUGCUUGAUAGAUGAAUUUGGUAAAGGUACCCUUACAGAAGAUGGCAUUGGUCUUCUCGGUGGAACCAUCGACCACUUUGCAAGUUCUAAUGACUCUCCAAAGGUGUUGGUGUGCACUCAUCUAACUGAGCUAAUUAAUGAAAGUUUACUGCCAAUGUGUAAAAGGAUCAAGUUCUACAACAUGAGCAUGAUACGACCCGACAAUGAUUGCACUGAAAAUGAAGAUAUUGUAUUUCUUUAUCGUUUGGUCCCAGGACACGCACUUCCUAGCUACGGUCUGCAUUGUGCGUUACUUGCUGGCGUUCCUGAUGAGGUUAUUAAGAGAGCAGCCUUUGUUUUGGAUGCUAUGGGGAAUAACAAGCAUGUUGAGCGGCUGCACAACGAGAAUUUAUCCGCUCAGGACAAGCUAUACCAGGACGCGGUGGACAAGUUGCUAGGACUUGAUGUUAACAAGUGUGAUCUCAGCCGUUUCUUUCAGGGCAUAUUUCCUUCUUAAUCCAAAAUCUUUUAAGUUUCCAAUUGUAGCAUCUUCCGAGAGACUUUCAAGUAUGGUUUACAGAAGAUUCCGUCCCCAAAUGGAGGUAAUACAGACAACAUUAAGGGGUAAUUGUUAAAAUAACAUCUUCUUUUCGCUAAUGCUUUGGUGCCAGUUCCAUUUUAGUUCCA